AUGGCCGCCCAAACCCCCAGAAAGCAGGUCCGUGUCGGCGUCAUGAUGGAAAACAUCCAGCUCGCCGACAUCAUCGGCAUUGACAUCCUCAACAACCUGUCGGCCCUGACCCCCGAGAUGCAGGCGGAGAUGGUUGCCUCCAACAUCCCUGUUGAGGCCUUCGCCAAGUAUGACAGUCACUUUCUCGACAUUGAGUUCUUCUACAUGUCAACCACGCUCGAGCCGGCUCCCACAACGCCCUCGCUCCGCUGGCUCCCCAACGUCACCUACGACGACUGUCCGCGUGACCUCGACAUUGUCAUCACGGGCGGGCCGUACCCGUCUCACCGCCCGGCGGCCGCCAACAGGUUCAUGAAGGAGGCCUUCCCCAAGACGAGGAUCUGGAUGACAACUUGCACGGGCUCCAUGUGGCUCGCGAGCAGCGGCGCAUUGGAUGGGAAGAAGGCCACGACGAACCGCAACUUCCUGGCCGGUGCGAAGCAGAUGUAUCCGGCUGUUGAAUGGGUUGAGCAGCGGUGGGUCGUAGAGGACAAGGUGUACGAGGGCGAGGGCAAGGGCGAGGUUUGGACGGCGGGUGGUGCUGGCGCUGGCAUCGACAUGGUGGUCGACUACUGCCUGAAGAACUUUGAUCCUCAAUUCGUGCAGGACGUGUCGUUGACGUCCAUCGACUUUGGACCCAACACGCCUAGAGGGCAAUUUUACUGA
Messenger RNA from Verticillium alfalfae VaMs.102, 705 nucleotides. Its product is annotated as DJ-1/PfpI family protein. Lineage: Eukaryota; Fungi; Ascomycota; Sordariomycetes; Glomerellales; Plectosphaerellaceae. The transcript has 2 exons. The record is from RefSeq and is a predicted model, not a curated record. The coding region runs from base 1 to 705 and encodes 234 amino acids.